Messenger RNA from Colius striatus (speckled mousebird), 1180 nucleotides. It is a transcript of the gene IQCG, whose product is annotated as IQ motif containing G. The coding region runs from base 38 to 1180 and encodes 380 amino acids. Gene Ontology annotation, biological process: cilium organization; sperm axoneme assembly. Gene Ontology annotation, molecular function: protein binding. The record is from RefSeq and is a predicted model, not a curated record. Gene Ontology annotation, cellular component: cytoplasm; sperm flagellum. Lineage: Eukaryota; Metazoa; Chordata; Aves; Coliiformes; Coliidae. The transcript is spliced from 9 exons.
CUUCCAGCACUUCAAAGCCACUGCAAAGAAGGACAGAAUGAUUUGGUGUCUGUGCCUAUGGAGACUAGGACAAGAAAUUGUGGGCUCAACGGCAAGUGAGGAGAAAAAAACCUUUCACAUGACUGACAUCCAGGAAAGGAAAGACAACAAGACAAAGAGGGAGCUUGACAUUAACCACCAAGAGCUUAUGCCAGCAAGGCAAGGGAGAGGGAAAAAUGUUACCACCACGAGUCCAAAAAGCAUCAAACACAAGCAGCAAGUGGGGAAAAGUAAAGAUCCAAAAAGUACUCAUCGUCUUUCCAACAAGGCCAGGAGACACAGUGCUCUGUCUGUAGAGGAACUCAGAAAAAUUGAGGCUCAUAGGCAGUAUGCAAGUGAUGUACUUACAGCCACGCUGAAAGAGAUUGAGGAAUCUGGAACAUUUAACAGCCUGAUAGAAGCUAAUGAGAGAGAGAAGGCAAGAACGACCGAGGUUUAUGACUUACUCGCCAGGAAGGAGGAAGGAGAGAAGCAGAUAAAGUCACUCAAGAAACAGCUGCAAGAUGUCAAGAAAGAAACUGAACAAGAACUUCGGACCCGAGAUCACAUGAUUGCCUACCUCAAAGACACACUCCAGGAGAUGAAGGCCAAAGCAAGCAUAGAGAUGUCUUACAUGAAGAAAAAAACAGACCUCCAGGUCCACCAAACCCAGAAGAAGUGCAGAAAUGCAGAGGAAGCCCUGGAGAAGGAAAUUCAGGACUUGAAGAACAAAACUGAUGAGGAGAUUCGAGUCCACAUGGAGACUGAAAAUUUCCUCAGGCGACACGAAAACAAGCUGGAAGAGGAGCUGGACUACUGGAUGGACAAGUAUAAAAGUGACACAGAAGCUAAAGAUGAAGAACUGGAUGCCCUAAAAGCAGCAAGGGCAGAAAACUUAGAAAAGCUGCAGGGAGUCACCAGGGAGUGCCAGAUAAUGGAGGAAACCAUCACCCGUGACCGGGCGGAAAAGGCGGCUAAAAGAAGACAACUAGAGCAGGAUGCCCUGGAGCUGAAGAGCAUCCUGAAGCUGCAGGCCUGGUGGAGAGGUACUAUGGUCCGCAGAAACCUGGGUCCCUACCAGGCCCUCAAGAAGAUGGUGAAGAAACAGCUAUCCAAGCAGAAAGGGAAGAAGGAAAACCCUGGAGCAAAGAAAAAGUCAUGA